Molecule: messenger RNA, 6552 nt
Organism: Trachemys scripta elegans
Lineage: Eukaryota; Metazoa; Chordata; Testudines; Emydidae
Gene: ATP10B
Product: ATPase phospholipid transporting 10B (putative)
Exons: 21
Coding region: 123-4592 (1489 amino acids)
Biological process (GO): phospholipid translocation
Cellular component (GO): plasma membrane
Molecular function (GO): ATPase-coupled intramembrane lipid carrier activity; ATP hydrolysis activity; magnesium ion binding
Source: RefSeq, a predicted model, not a curated record
ACAGCAGUUGUUUCAGGGAAACUCAAAUCCUCAUUCUACUGCUUUGCAUCCUUCUGGAUUAUUUAAACCACUGUGCCUUAUUUUUAUUAUUAUUUGAAAAGACAUUUUUAAGGGGAAGUAAGAUGUCAAGGAAAUAUGCUCUAGGCUGCUGUUCUAUGAAGAUCAUAAGGGAAAAACUUUUUUUCAAGAAAGCUUGCUGCCAUCAUGCUGCUUCAGAUUCUGAGACACAAAAUGAGGAGUCAGAGAAGAGAGGAAAAGGAAAGAAAAGAAAGAAGAAAAAUGAAAAUAAAUGGGUGGUCGUAUCCAACUUACCCUUUGAAAGCUGCAAGUGGAAAGAGAACCCAAACAGAUAUUAUGACUGUAAUAAAAUCAAGACCACCAAAUACACUUUCCUAUCCUUCAUCCCAAAGAAUAUCUUUGAGCAGUUUCACCGCUUUGCCAAUUUAUAUUUUGUGGCCAUUGCAGCAUUGAACUUUGUGCCAGUGGUAAAUGCUUUUCAACCAGCAGUUUCUGUGAUCCCAAUUUGUGUUAUUAUGGCUAUUACAGCAGUUAAAGAUGUCUGGGAGGACUUUCGGAGAUACCAAUUGGACAAAGAGAUCAAUAAUAUGGUCUGCCUCGUUUACAGCAGGAAAGAAAGUGACUAUGUUGAGAAGUGCUGGAAAGAUGUGCAAGUGGGAGACUUUGUGCAACUGCAAUGUAACGAGAUCAUCCCAGCUGAUAUCCUGUUACUGUACUCCUCCGAUCAAAAUGGGAUCUGUCACUUGGAGACUGCAAACCUCGAUGGGGAGACCAAUCUUAAACAAAGACAAGUUGUGAAAGGGUUCUCUAAUCAGAAUACUCCAUUUGAUCCAGAACUUUUCCAAAAUACCAUAGUCUGUGAAAAGCCAAAUAAUGAUCUCAAUAAAUUCAACGGUUUUGUGGAGCAGCCUGAUCACAAACGGAUUGGUUUUGGCAGUGAAAGCCUUUUGCUUCGUGGCUGUACAAUCAGAAAUACUGAGAUUGCAAUAGGAAUUGUCAUUUAUGCAGGUCAUGAAACCAAGGCCAUGCUGAAUAACAGUGGGCCUCGUUACAAACGCAGCAAGAUAGAACGGCGCAUGAACAUUGAUAUUUUCUUUUGUGUUGGGCUUCUGUUCAUCAUGUGUCUUAUCGGAGCACUAGGUCAUGGCAUUUGGAAUGGGAAUUUUUCAGAACGCCCACCGUAUGAAGUCCCAGACGCGAAUGGCAACUACCUUUCCUCAGCUCUUGCUGGUUUCUACAUGUUCUUGACAAUGAUAAUCCUGUUACAGAUUUUAAUCCCCAUUUCUCUCUACGUGUCCAUCGAGUUCGUCAAGCUGGGCCAAGUUUUCUUAAUUCACAAUGACAUCGAACUGUAUGAUGAAGAUGUAGAUUUGCCCAUACAGUGUCGAGCCCUAAAUAUCACUGAAGAUCUGGGGCAAAUCCAAUACAUCUUUUCAGAUAAAACUGGGACGCUAACAGAGAACAAGAUGGUGUUUCGGCGCUGUACUGUCGAUGGAAAUGAGUUUUCACAUCAGGAAAAUGCCAAACGCCUGGAGACCCAUAAGGAACUGGACUCAGAUGAUGAAGACUGGGCAAGACAUCAGCAUUUCGCUCUUCCUGUUAUCAAGAUCGAGAAACCAGACACUUUAAAACAGAAAAACACUAAGCCCUUGAGGAGGUGCCAAAGUGCCCGGGCUCGUUUUCAGGGACAUUCAAGGAAGAAAUCAUUGGGGCGUUGUGACAGCCUUCAGUCUCAAGUGGCGUUCAGCAGUACCAUAGAAAAGGAUGUGACCCCUGAUAACAGGCUGUUGAUGAAAGUGAGAGAUGCUGCACUCCAGAUAGAGUCUUUGGCAUCAUUUCCAUCUGCAAAGGACACCUGCUCCACCACGUCUGUUACUGACUUUUUUCUUGCACUGGCUAUCUGUAAUACUGUUGUGGUCUCCACAGCAACGGAGCCAAGGCAAAGGGUUACAGCGCCACCACUGAUGAAACCAUCAGGGAUCUCCUUGGAGAGGAUUCACCAGCUGCUCCAACGGCUAAAAUUAGCAAACCUUGGUCAAUCUUUCUCAUUGACUCAGUCCAGUUCAGACCUAGGAGCAAAUGUUAAUGCAAAGAACAGUAAAGAGAAUCCAGCUGCCACAGACUCCUGUAACAAAGAUGACAUUUCCACCCACACUUGCUCCAACUCAACAGAUGGUGACUACGAUGGUGAUGAUAGAGCAGAUGCAAUGCCCAGCACAGAGAUGGGGGGCGCCUCCCUGGAUGAGGUGUUUGGGUCUGUUAGUCAAGGCCAUUUGCAGCCAGAAUUUUGUUACGAGGCUGAGAGCCCAGAUGAGGCAGCCCUUGUCCAUGCUGCCUGUGCUUACAGUUUCACUUUAAUGUCCAGGACCCCUGAGCAGGUAACUGUGAGGUUGCCACAAGGUACCCUCCUGACCUUUGACAUACUUUGCACCUUGGGUUUUGACUCAGUCAGGAAAAGGAUGUCUGUGGUGGUGAGGCACCCCUUUACCAAUGAGAUAAUUGUCUACACCAAGGGAGCUGACUCUGUCAUAAUGGAUUUACUGGAAGACCCUGCCAAAGCUGACAUUAAUAUGGGGAUGAAGCUGAGAAGAAUACAUGCUAAAACACAGAAACACCUGGACUGGUAUGCACGAUAUGGCCUGCGAACCCUGUGCAUAGCUAAGAAGGUUUUGAGUGAAGAUGACUUUCGGAAAUGGGCCAAUUUUCGUCGUGAGGCAGAGGCAGCGAUUGACAACAGAGAUGAGCUGCUAAUGGACACAGCACAGCAUCUGGAGACCAAACUCACCUUGCUAGGAGCAACAGGGAUUGAAGAUCGGCUGCAAGACGGAGUGCCCGAUACGAUUGCAGCUCUCCGAGAGGCUGGGAUACAAAUCUGGGUGCUGACUGGAGACAAGCAGGAAACAGCAGUUAAUAUUGCAUAUUCUUGUAAACUUCUGGACCAAAAAGACACUGUGUUUACCAUUAAUACUGAAAAUAAGGAAACCUGUGAAUCCCUCUUGGAUUUAACAUUGGAAGAAGUAAGGAAGAAUUCUAAUGUUGAAAGAACAAAAUGGAAAUUUUUUGGCAUUAGCCUGUCAUCAUCUUUACCAGCCUCUGUAGCCCCCAGUCCUGACAUUGGGCUGGUAGUUGAUGGGAAAACAUUGAACGUCAUUUUCCAAGGAAAGCUGGAAGAGAAGUUUCUGGAGCUGACCAAGUACUGUCGCUCAGUUUUGUGCUGCCGUGCCACUCCUUUGCAGAAGAGCAUGGUGGUCAAACUAGUGCGGAGACAAUUAAAAGUCAUGACACUGUCAAUAGGUGACGGUGCAAAUGAUGUGAGUAUGAUUCAAGCAGCUGAUGUUGGGAUUGGAAUUUCUGGCCAGGAAGGCAUGCAGGCUGUGAUGGCCAGUGACUUUGCAAUAUCUCGAUUUAAACAUCUCAAGAAGCUACUUCUGGUCCAUGGACAUUGGUGCUACUCUCGCUUGGCAAAGAUGGUGAUUUACUUCUUCUACAAAAAUGUGAGCUACGUCAGCCUGCUCUUCUGGUACCAGUUCUUCUGUGGCUUCUCAGGGACCACUAUGAUAGAUUACUGGCAGAUGAUCUUCUUCAAUCUCUUUUUCACCUCGAUGCCCCCCAUCCUUUUUGGAAUCCUGGAUAAAGAUGUAUCUGCAGAAACACUCCUAAGUUUGCCUGAACUAUACAAGAGUGGGCAAAAUUCAGAGACCUACAAGCUGUCAACUUUUAGUAUUGCCGUGUUGGAUGCCUUCUACCAGAGUCUCAUCUGCUUCUUUGUCCCUUAUUUGACGUACAAGGACUCUGACAUUGAUGUCUUCACAUUUGGAACCCCCAUCAAUACCAUCUCUCUCUUCACAAUUCUCUUGCACCAAGCUCUAGAAAUGAAAACUUGGACAUGCUUCCAUUGGAUCACAAUGAUUGGAAGUGUUCUGCUUUACUUCACCUUCUCAACUAUCUACAAUGCUGUCUGCGUUGUUUGUAAUGAACCCACAAGCCCCUACUGGCUUAUGGAGGAUCAGCUGUCAGAUCCUAGCUUUUAUUUAGUGUGCUUCAUUACACCAGUCAUAGCACUUUUACCAAGGUAUCUUAUGUUGGCCGUGCGAGGAACCUUCAGAGCAUCUCCGAUUCUGAAAGCUCAGCAGCUGGAUAAGCUCCCUAAAGAGCAACGAGAGCUGGAAAUCCAGAGGUGGAGGUCAGGAAAACAAGCCACCCCAAGCACACCUAUGGCAUCACCCAGCGAUGAGGUUGACCGAACCAACAGCAAUUUACAUGUGUCACAGUUUCUGGGCCAAGCAGCAGUUACACCCCAUGGAAAUAACGAUACCCAGGGACUCUCCACUCCUGAAAUGAAUCACCUAAGGGACUGGAUACUAAAUGGAGAAGGUAAUUCUUCCACCAGGAGGUGGGCAGGGGAAGAAACUACUGCUGCCAACUCCUUAGCAAGACCCUGCCCUGGGCGAGAUCUACUUGAGCCCACUAGGAUAGCAUCUCCUGGGCCAUUUGCUAGCCAUCUGACGAGUGAUAACGCUGAAGAACUUACCCCUGGAAGCCAUCGGAGGUCUGUGAGCGCAGUGACACUGUAAAAGAUUUGGGGGAAGGGUGUUUGAACUUGUCAUGUGACCACUUUUCUGGACAUAUUGUGCUGCUGCUGUGCGGCCCACGUGGAGAGGGAGUACAGAAGGGGGAGAUAAUGUUUCUAUUUAUAUUCAACUGUGAAGCUUUCUAGAUAGACAGACACAUGGAUUUACAAACCUGCUGGAACAGUGUAAUAUAAUCACUAGUACUUACAUAGCCCAUGUUCAUGUAUCUUUUUGGAGAGUGGGAGUCACUAGUUGGUUGGUUUUGAUUAACUAGGGCAAUAUGACAUGAGCAUCAAUUAGUCACUGUGAAAUGCACAAUAUGGAUGAAAACCAAAGAGGUUGCUCACCAGGGAACAUUUUCCCUUCACAAUAAUGGUGGUUGAAUACCUGUGUGUUGAUUAAAUGGUAACUACAGUGAGAGGGAACCGUCUUCUAGGCCUUGCCUUAAAGCGGCAAAUCCCAUUCCAGCUCCUUUCAAGCUUUGUUGCUUUUUCAAGGGGCACCAGCAACUUAAAAAUCACACUUCUAUCUGACAAUGUGUAAUCUCCUACGGUUACAAGUGAUACCUAAGGUGACUGUAACAGAAAGAAAUUAGAAAAAAUGGUAUAUUUUUCAGUUUGUAUGCUUUAUGCAUGUAACAAUACUGUGUAUAGUCAGUUUCACUGUUUCCCUUCUAUAGUCAGUUUCACCCUUUUUGUGUGGGUUGAUCUUCUACACAGCAGUAGAGGGCAGUGAAGAAAAGAUUUUAAUAAACAAAAAAAUGUUCAUAUAAAAUCACACACACAAAAACUUGCAGGAGAACUUCGGGGAAGGUGUAGGACUUGUACUUUUGAAAACUACCUAAUUUAAACCAAAAAGUGAAAUAGAAAUAUAUUAACCCUGGCUGAAUUUCAAUUCAAGUAAAUGUUCAACCUAACUAGAAUUCUCCUAGCUUUUCAAUUUGCCCUAUACUAUUAUGAAGUGUUGCUGUGUUCUGUCAAACACAUAUCAUGUUCUACCCCAGAGCUGGAUGCAUUCAAUAAUAGAUGUGGACAUCCCUACAUGUUUAUCAAUAUUGUUGGGAUCAUUUUGUGAUGAAAGUUGCUGAAGAGAUGGAAAAUAUUUUACAACGUAUACAGGCUGCUAAUCACAUUAUAGUUGCAAUAGCAAAUGGUGACUAAAAUGAAGUGUGUGUCUUCAAGACUUUUAAAAAAUACAUCUCUAGAUCUUUUUCAAUACCUCAAAGUAAUAAGAAAUAAGAAUAAUCAUAAAUGACUCCAACAUUACUAGCUGUUGCAAUGCAGUGAAUGAUGUCUCUAUUGUUUCUCAUAGAAAUACUGACUUAUUAGCACUAUGUCAGGUUGCAAGAUGUCACAGGAAAAUCUUCACAACGUGGGGCUUAAACUGAACCCAAUCAUGCACUAAACUUAUCUUGCCUGGCACUUGUGACUCAACCACUGACUCUAUUUUAGAAAUAUUUUUAGCCUAUAUAUAUAUGUAUUAUUUUAGCUAAUUUAUUAUGACAUAUCACAAUGUGUGAUCCCUUUUUAAUAACCCAUUUAGCAAACACUCAUUUGGCUUUGUGUAUUCUGAGGACUACUGUAAUUAAUAUCUUCAAGUUGUGGUUACUUUAAAACAAGUCAGGCAGGACUGAAUAUCAUACCUAGCACUUAGAUUUGUACUAAAACUGUAGUUCAUUUAUAACUGUAACCAAUACAGUAUUGUCUGCUCUGAUGGAAGUAGAAGGCCAUUUAGAAAGAGAUUUUUUGUGUGUGAUGUAUGAAUGAAGGGAAUUAGGUAUAGUUGAGAUUAUUGUUAAUGGGAUGUGAGAUUGCUCUGUGGCCUGCUUACUGGGUAAGAAUGAAUCCUUCGGUGCCUAUAUUUGAUAUCAAAUCUUUUCUACUGGUUUUAUGUGAUCUAGUCCAUUUUCUCUGAACUCGGGGAAAUGAGGUGCCAUUCACCAGUUUUUUCUCAUGUAUUUUAU